Symsagittifera roscoffensis is the source of this 1335-nucleotide messenger RNA. RefSeq lists its product as uncharacterized. NCBI's taxonomy places the organism in Eukaryota, Metazoa, Xenacoelomorpha, Acoela, Convolutidae. The record is from RefSeq and is a predicted model, not a curated record. Gene Ontology annotation, molecular function: GTP binding. The coding region runs from base 218 to 1183 and encodes 321 amino acids. The transcript is spliced from 3 exons.
UUUACAUCAAUUACACUUUUGGAUGUUAAAGCUAUUCAUUUUUGCUUUUCAUCGCUGAAACUUCAGUUGUUGGGGUUUAAUUUAUACCAAUCACCAAACAAUUCAAAUAAAAAUUUGAAAAAAAGCAUAACUAAUAAAUAGUUUCUGUUUUUCAUAGAUAAGGAAGAAUUAAUUUUGGUUCCUAACUUAUGUCAGUGAGGAAAUAAACAAAGCUAUAAUGGUCGAGUUGAACGUGAUGCUGAUUGGAGAUACGAGGGUGGGCAAGACUUCGUUCGUGAACACGAUUGCCAACAGGCGCGACUGGAAACGAGUCGGAGGCGACAAUGGAGAGUCCACCACUAUUGAAGUGUCGGAGUGUACGACGCAGUUGAGCGGAGGGAAGACUCUGAACAUCUACGACACUCCGGGCAUGAAUGACUCACAGUUGCGACUGUCCAACAAGGAGAUCAGGACUAAGUUAGAGUACCAUCUGAGCACUUCACUCACCACUGCUGUGGAUGCAUUCCUUGUCUUCGAAAGUCUCCGAAGUGAAGCGAUAACAAUGCGGCGAAACUUGGCAACCCUGACUCAAACAUUCGGACCACAAGUAACGCAGUCGUGCAUUGUCGUGUUGACAAAAGAACCCCAAAGCGAAGCCAGAACACGAAAUCUGCAACAGAUUUGCUCCGAUCUGAAAGUGCCGGCUGUUUUCUGGGAAAAUAGUCACGUUGAGCCAGACUCAGGUGUCUGGAAAAGCCUGGAUCCCAAUAAGUUAACAGCCCAGGUAAAUAACUUGAUAACCAAAAUUGGAACUGUGAAAAAGUACGAGCUCACAACUCUUCAGGCGCUGAAAAACGAGAUAAACACCGAAGCAAAUAGACGACGAAACGCCGAACCAACACAAUACGAGACGAAAAGCUAUACAAUCCAGGUUCCUUAUUUGGAACCAGAAGUUAGAAAUGUCACUAAGCAGAGACCGGUUAUAAAAGAUAAAUGGGAUGGCGAAGUGGGAAAAUGGAUUGGGAGAAAGAAACAAUAUGUAGUUUAUGAAAACUACACAGAGCAAGAGACUAUUUACCACGAACGGUCUCGCAACGAGACCAAAACGCAUCAAGUGGCGGUUCCGAAGAAACCUAUAGAGUACUACGUUGAUAUAGUCAAGAAAGAACGUGUUGCAGCGUUCAAGCGGCAGUUAAUGCAGUAACUAUAAAUACUGAUUGAAAACUAUUUCAAUAUUUUGAACCAACUUUUGCUUGAAAAAUUUCAAAUCAUAACUCUUAUACGAUUGAUGAUUUAAUUUUACAUGCGCUGCGCAUUGCCCGCCUUGCAUUAGUUAAUUCUCGAAUUAAAACUUAU